Molecule: messenger RNA, 1023 nt
Organism: Papaver somniferum (opium poppy)
Lineage: Eukaryota; Viridiplantae; Streptophyta; Magnoliopsida; Ranunculales; Papaveraceae
Exons: 1
Coding region: 1-1023 (340 amino acids)
Molecular function (GO): nucleic acid binding; RNA-DNA hybrid ribonuclease activity
Source: RefSeq, a predicted model, not a curated record
AUGGGAGGGGCCAAUCUUAUCCCCAUUUAUUACCUUAGCAAAAUACUGAAAGAUGCGGAACUAAGAUAUACUCCUGCCGAGAAAGCAUGCUUGCCAUUGAUCUUAGCGGCACAGAAGAUACGUCAUUAUUUAAUGAAGCACAAAUGCUAUGUGGUCGCAACGGCUAACCCAAUCGUAUACCUGACAACCAGGUCGAUUCAAUCAGGAAAUCUAGCGCGAUGGUCAAUGCAACUACUGGAAUUCGAUUUCACGCCAAUAAGACCUCAAGGAGUCAGGGGACAGGCGAUUGCGGACUUAUUAGCGGCCUUCCCAGGACCCGAUACUUCCGAAAUUCAUGCCGACUUACCCGGUGAAGUCGCUUUGGCGGAGGAAGCCCCACCUCGCAAAUGGAAGAUGUCUUUCAAUGGAUCCUCUUAUGGAGAUCAUGGGGGCGCUGGAAUAGUCUUCGAAUCACCAGAUGGGGAACUCAAGCCAUACGCCUUCAAGCUCGACUAUCCUUGCACCAAUAACGCGGCCGAAUAUGAGAGCUUUCUCAUUGGAAUGCAAAUGACGCUAAAUAUGGGGAUAACAGAUCUAGAGGUCAUGGGCGACUCUAGGCUCCUUGUGAAUCAAAUGGAAGGAGAAUUCCAUGUGAAAGAACCAACAUUAGCAAUCUAUCGGGACAAAGCUCAGAGACUAAUGAGACGCUUCGAACAUAUCACGUUAGAACACAUGGAGCGACUAGCAAAUAGACAUGGAGAUGCAUUAACAACAAUGACGUCAAAGCUGCAGAUGCUACAUGGAGAAAAAGAAGUAAUCACUAUCAUUAAAAACACUUCGCCUUUAGCAUUUGAAGAGAGAGCCUCCAUCGAGGAGCUGGAUUGGCGCCGUGUGAUAAUAGCAGAUCUAAAGCGACCACCCGAAGAAAGGCAACUCUCAUGGAAAACCUUGAGGUAUUAUACACUCCUUGAUGGGGAUCUAUACUUCAUCACGACUGGAGGAGGAUUAUGUAGAUCCCUUGAACUGAGCGAAGGUAAAGAAUAG